Saccostrea echinata is the source of this 2170-nucleotide messenger RNA. RefSeq lists its product as uncharacterized. The coding region runs from base 100 to 2034 and encodes 644 amino acids. Lineage: Eukaryota; Metazoa; Mollusca; Bivalvia; Ostreida; Ostreidae. The record is from RefSeq and is a predicted model, not a curated record. The transcript has 2 exons.
ACCACUUUAAUCAUUGCCAGUAAGACAGCCAUACAGCACAUAUCAGAGUCAGUAUUUGUGGGUCUGUGUCAUAAAGUGGGGACCUCACAACUGGUGGCCAUGAGGAGAGAUGUGGUGGACAUCAAGGAUAUGGUGAAUAAUCAAAUGAAAACAAGUGAUGAGGUCAGUGAGAUGUGGAGUGGAAGUACCAGAGAAGGAUUUAGGCUUGAAGGAUCUGAUGUAGACGUUAUGUUCUGGCCUAAUAAUCACCGUGUGAUCUGGGAAUUAUCUCAGUCUCAGUAUUACAACACACACAGACAAACACUGAUCCUCUGUGACUGUUCUGAUAGUCCACCAGGAUUUACUUUGUUAUAUUUACUGUCACCAAGCAUGGACAGAGACAUUCAGAGAGCUUGUAGAGCUUGUGUUAGAAUGAAUAACAGAUAUUAUAUAUCUAGUUCUAUAUACAGAGAGAUCACAUGUUCAGAGUUCACUCCACAUGGACCCUGUGCUAGUGGAACAAUUGGAACGCAAGAUUUUGAUUACACUUACUGUUUUGUUUGUGACUUUUGGCCUCCAUCUGCCUCCUCAUGGAUAGACAGAUGUCACUCAUGGCCCCAGCCUCAUGUUGUUAAUGAUAUAGUAAAAGAUGGAUGUCACUUUGUAGCAAUUGGACAUAAGCUAGGAAGUCAUGAAGACCAUGAAUGGAGAAUUUCUUUCUCCGAAGCAGAAAAAAAACUAGUGUGUAUAAUGAACCACUGUCAAUUCUUAACUUAUGCUUUACUUAAAUUGUUCUUAACAGAAAUAAUUAACAAUGGACUAGAUGAUGAUGAUAAAUUACUGUGUUCCUAUCACAUGAAGACUGCAGUUUUCUGGGUGAUUCAACAAAAUACAAUACCUCACUGGUGUCCACAAAAUCUCCUGGGGGGUUUCUGGGUCUGUUUUAAACUCAUUCUCAGAUGGGUGUAUGAGGGGGUCUGUCCCAACUUUUUCAUUCCAGAUAACAACAUGUUUCUGAGUAAAAUUCAUGGCGACAAACAACAUCAAUUAUUUAUGAGACUGUAUGGGAUGUAUGAGAAGGGUUUAGCAUUCCUGCUUCACAGUCCUUCCAUUAGGUCUUAUAUUAUAAAUGUCCUUAAUAACCCCAGACUCUCCAUCUGUACAGAUGAACAUACUCUGAUUUCUGAGAUUGAGUUUGAUGUAAAUCUAUAUAUGGAAAUACAACACAAUGACACAUUAUACAAUUUGAACAAACAAAGCAGUAUGAGGUGUCCACAUAUAACAGAACAGAUGAUAGGUUCAACCCUCCUGACACAGCAUCAAGUCCUUAUGCUACAGAAACUUACAACUUAUGUCCUUCAGAAAACUGCUUUUAUAUUACACAUGGAAACUUACACACAUAAAAACAAACUAAGGUAUAGAGCUGACAAAAUCUCCUGUCACAUGCUGAAAUUAGCAGCCAAGUUUGGUUAUAUUACUGACAUGAUGUACAUAGCUAUGUAUUUUUACAAGAUACUUAGAUACAUGGAUGCUUUAUCUAUUAUAGAGAUGAUCAAGGUCAAGUUAGCACAGCCAUAUGUGAUGUAUUAUAGGUUCAAUGUAGAUACAGAGAGGUAUACUGAGGCUGUACGGGGACAGUCCUGGUCUACAAAGAUGACUCAGGCUGUAGCAUGGGAUAUUAUACUUGAUAAUAGAAUCCAUUACAUCAGUGAACUGAUACCAGAACAACAGUUUGCACUACAGAACAGUUUCCCUGCAUUAUUUAUCCCAUCUUUGAUACUGCUAUACAUGCUAGAGAUCUUGUGCUACAGACAUGUAGACAUAAUGAGAGUACAAACAGCUCUAGAUGAUCUACAGACCCUAGUUCACUAUGAUCAGGGACAGUUUAUACCUUUAAUACUCAGAGACAUAUCCUGGCAGAUUCUGGGGAUCUGUCAACAGUUGACAGGGAACCUCCAGGCUGCUCUAUACUCAUACCAACAAUCUCUCCGACAAGAACUGUUCAACAAAAUACACACAGCUACAGAAAUGAGAAUACAGGGAAUUUGUCAAUAGAAUCCCUCAUUAACUUAAAUAUCAGACAUUUGUAGUUCACCUGAUAGAGUUUAUCAUUUACUAACAUAUUUCUUCUGAUUUCAGAUUUUCUUUGUCAGUCUUUUUUUUUAUUAUUAUACAGCCAUUAAACAGUCUA